This is a messenger RNA of Schizosaccharomyces octosporus yFS286, 1327 nucleotides long. RefSeq lists its product as uncharacterized. The record is from RefSeq and is a predicted model, not a curated record. The coding region runs from base 229 to 993 and encodes 254 amino acids. The transcript has a single exon. Lineage: Eukaryota; Fungi; Ascomycota; Schizosaccharomycetes; Schizosaccharomycetales; Schizosaccharomycetaceae.
AGCCUAUUCAUAUUAUAUAUAUAGUUAUUUCAGAUGCCAAGAACUCUUUUCAAAAAACCGAAGUGCAGUUAGAAUAUACUUGAAGAGAGACUACAAUAUUUAAUUUUCAUUAGAUUGUUCAUAUAAUCAGUCCUAUUCUUUCAACUUUAAAAACUUAUUGCCGUACUGAUUCUUCCAAUUAAUAAGUCUAAAUUGAGCUGUAUAGUAAACAAGCAUUUGGAUUGAAUUAUGGAUUUGUCGAAGCGAAAACCGCCUCCGUUGAGACUCCAAGACCCAAGAAAUUUGACUUUUAUAGAUUCAGUAAAAGAUUCUUCUUAUGCAAGAAGUCCCGUUUCAUCCCCCACAUCUCCUUGGCAUGUUUCAGACAAAUUGAUCAGUGCUAUAUAUCAAGAACUGAAAUCUCCUAGCUCUCCUUGGGAUAAGAAUUUUUCCCAGCAAUCGCCAUGGCUGCUUGCGAAUAGUUUAAUACCUCACGAUGAAGAUAGUCCUUUACUUCCUUUAGUUUCACCAUUGGAUCUGAAAACCAGAAGCCAGUCAAUGAUGUCCAGAAAAAAAUCCAGAGUCAGAAAGCAAUCUCCCGCAUCCCAAUUGUAUUCAAAAGAAACAGGAGCUCUCAAAUAUCCGAAAGUGAUUAAACAGAGGCUUUCUCUUACAACUGAUGAAAGAAGUUUAAACGUAAGAAAAUCCGGUGAUUAUUCGACUAGCUCUGUUGUUGGUAUCAAAUCUGCACGACAAAGUGCAGCUCAUAAAUCCUCUCCCCGUGAUUUGGAAUUCCUUGACAUAGAAGAUUUGUCGUCACGAAAGAAAAUUCCUAUCAAAGAGCGCAAGGACGUCGGUACCCGCAUGUCGAACGCUUACAGUCGAAUUAAGUCUGCCGUAAAGGACCGAACAAAUGGGUCGAUCCCGAAACGUUCCAAGAUGAAAAAGAAUAUCCAACAUUUGGGUCUAACUGAAUAUCACGGAUGGGAACACCAUUCUUGCGAUUGGUUAUAACCUUGUACUCAAACUGCAUACUUCGAUUAUCUUUCCAUUUCCUCAUACUCUGUACAUUAAUUUACGAAUUUUCUGAUCAAUAUCAUAUAACAGCUGCUUUAAAGCAUGAGUGACUGAGUCCACAUAUCGCUCGCUGUUUAACGGUUAUUUACUUUUCUUUUGAAGUUUAAUAACGUUCUACUCAUCUUUUAUUUAUGCUAUCUGAAGUGUCAUCGCCAUUUGCAUAUUCUUAUACUAACGUUUUUUAAAUAUUUAUAAUUACGGAACAUUUACGGGCUUACGAAUAUAAUCUAAUGAGUAGUUUUACUAUGAAAAUCCUUAAUAAUCUGAUAUU